This is a messenger RNA of Blepharisma stoltei, 5764 nucleotides long. The record is from the annotation of a GenBank genome assembly. Lineage: Eukaryota; Ciliophora; Heterotrichea; Heterotrichida; Blepharismidae.
AUGCUCUAUCUUUUAUUAAUCAUUGAAUUUGUAUCUAGUUUUACCCCUGACAGGCUGCCAGCAACAAAUCCUCCACCAGAUGCCCGUGCUUUUGCCUUGAUGGACAAUUUUCCAUCCCUUAACCUUAUCAUGGUUUAUGGUGGCUACUCUGAUCCUACUAAUUCUAUUUACGGAGAUAUAUGAACUUUUAAUAUAUCAGCUGAAACUUGAGAACGGCUGAUUCCUUCAGAUGGGAUUUCUCCUAGUAAUUUCUAAUUCCCCCUUUUAAAUUGAAACAAAAAAUACUAUUCCAAUUUAAAGGGGAUUAAUUAUAUUUUUAAAAAAAGCAUUAUGAAUUUUUUAUGCAAUAUUUUAAUAUUUAAUUUAUUUUUAUGAAGAAUUAAUUCAAAAAAUUAACUAAAAUACUUAAAAAGCAUUCUAUUUAUGGUUUUUCCAUUAAAUUAGGUUAAAACUGUAUAAAAUUUUGUAUUUUUUCAACAAUAAAUUAUUACUUUUAAAAAGAAUUUCCUUCAAUUUAAAGGGGGUUAAUGCACUAAAAAAUGUAAAUUUUACCUAUAUUUUGUUCAAUUUAAUUGGAGGUGAGUAAGCAGCUGGAAGAUAUAGUGGCGGCUCUUUUGGUCUUUUAUCACAAGACUUAUAUUGUAUUUUUGGAGGAAUGUCGCUUACAGGACCUAUAAACGAUCUAUGAUGCUUUCAAACUAAAGGAUUUUUAUGGAACCAAAUUACUACUUCUGGAGAUGCUCCUACACCAAGAAUGAGGUUUGGAUAUACUUCUUUUUAUGACAAAAACAAUGUUUUGCAGUUUGUGGUUUUUGGAGGUGUAACUAUAUCAGGGGUUGAUAUAGGAAUUUCUUAUAAAUAGUCAUUUUUUAUGCAUAAAUGAUUUUUUGACUAUUUAUAGUAAAGAAUUAUAGUAAUCUUUACAUGUAAAUUUCAUAUAGCCUUAACACCUCAACUUGAGUUUGAUCUGCAAUAGAAGUAGAAGGCGAUACUCCUUUAAACUCUGAAGAGCCAUCACUAGUUUACUAUAAUAAAAAACUUUAUACAGCUGGUGGAGGAAAUACCUAUGCAAAAAUUUCACAUAAUGAGGCAUUGCUUUAUUUUGAUUUAGAAUCAAGCGAUAAGAAAUGGCACAAUAUCACGUCUAGUAACACUUAUACAUAUAGAAUUUUCAAUGGGAGCUUUUUAAAAGGUUCUGAAUUAUAUUUGAUGAUGGGCUAUUCAACUGAUAGCAAAUCUCAUGAAAGCAGCUGAUAUAAAGUUGACUUAGAAGAUCCGGACUAUGACUGAAAAACAGUUUCCAUUUCUGAAGAUAUAAAUAGAAAUUUAGAAAUUGACAGUUACGGCUGAACUCUUAUUGAGAACACCUUAUAUAUUUUUGGAGGAGAUAAAAAUCCACCUUUAAUUAACCAAUUAGCUUAAUUUAACUUAAAUGCAGGUUUGACUGCUGCCUAUUGGUAAUGUAAUCACCAAGGACCUCUUAGCGAAUUCGCUUUGCCAAGUCGAUAGGUGAACUUUUUUUAGAUGGGAUGAAAAUUCUCUUGACAAGUUAGUUCGAACAUCACCUUUCCUUUUUUUCACUGCCUAAUUCCGCUCUGUGUCUCCAUCUUCUCCUUGCCCUGCAGGCUCCAGUAUUGGCUGAGCAAAUGUUUGCUCCACAAAAAUCUGAAAAAUGGAACCCUUCGCAAAAAGGUAACUAUCUAAGCCUGAGGCUUAACUCUCAGUUGAAUGCUAGGAAGUUGCCUAAUUAAUCCAGACAUUAUCUUAGACGAUGCUGGGCUUUCCCUUUCCAAUCCUGAGCCCAGCUUAAUCAUCUACGCAUUAUCAUAUUGAUUACCUAGCAUAGCUGCCCGUUUCUAGUAAGAUAUAAAUAAAUAUAUGCGCGAGGCUGUAUAACCAGAAGGCAAUGCCCAGGCCUAGAGGUCAUAUUUAAUUAUAAUUAACCAACUAGCAAUACUUGAUAUAUCAGUCUCCCCAAUAACUUUUUCAGUUUUUGAGAAUUACUUAUCACCUACCUCCAGAAUGUAUCAUUCACUGCAGCCAAUUGGGCCUAAUUUAUAUUUAUUUGGUGGUUUAGGUGAUAAUGGGAAUAUUUAUAACGAUUUUUGAGCUUUUAAUGUCAUGAAAGAAGAAUGAAGCCUAAUAAAUUCUCAAGGACAAGUUCCUUCUAAAAGGUACGGAUAUGCGUCAGCUGUAAACGCUGAUAUUAUGCUUGUAUGAGGUGGGUAUAGCCAAGAAGGAUAUUUAAAUGAUGGUUAUAUAUAUGAUAUAACUUCAGAAAAAUGAUAUGCUAUAUCUUACACAGGCACAGCUCCAAGCCCAAGGGUCGGCGCCUGUGCUGAUUUUAUAGGCUGAUUUAUUUAUAUAUACGGCGGACUAACUGAAGGCGGUCUAUCAGACGAACUGUGAGCUUAUGAUGUGACCACAGAAACAUAUAGCCUCAUUACUAGUAAAAGUGGCCCAGGAGCUCUUUAUUUUUCUACCUGCAGCGCUGAUAUACACAAAGUUUUAUGGGUCCUAUAUGGUGAAAGUGAUGAUGACACCCCAACUAACAAAAUUUACGGCUUUGAUACAGGAAAAAGUUCAUGAAUAAAAUAUAAUGAUGACACAAGUGAUACAACUUAUAGCAGAAGCAGGGCUGCCGUUUUUAAAACUACUGAACAAUUUUUAAUAGUAGGAGGGGAGUCCUGAGGGUUAUAUCCAAACACUGAGUUGUUUUAUUUUACUACAGAAGCUUCUCAAUUUACUUUGCUGGGAAAUCUCGAUGAUGUAUUUUUUGCUCCAGGCUAUACUUAUUUUCAGAAUGAUUUUUAUAUACAUGGAGGAGGGACUUCAGCGACGACUCUUUUAAGGUUCAGUGUCCCUGAUAAUAAAUUUUUAAAGCUUUCAAAGCAUUUGUUUUGUCCUGAAAAUAGUCCUUGCAAUUUCACUUGCAGUUAUGGAACUUAUAAAACUGCAUCAAACUGCGAAAUUUGUCCACAAGGAACGUAUUCAGAUAAAUUUAAUUUAUAUGAGUGCAAAAAAUGCCCAUCAGGGAAAUAUGGACCUCAUUAUGGGGCGACAAGCUUAGAUAUGUGCUACCCUUGUUCAGAAAAUUUUUAUAAUGAUAAAGAAGGCCAAGAGCGCUGUAUUAAUUGUCCAGCAACUUCUAUAUGCAAAGUUGGAAGUAAAGCUUAUACUAGCUAUAUAAGGAACUUUGAAGAUUCCUCAGUCCAACCUCAAAUAUACUCUGCAAACCAAGACGAAAUUAAUCAAAAUACUUUAAUUAUUCAAAUUGUUGUCGGAAUUACAGGGCUUUUAGUAGUGAUUUAUAUGAUUAUUUCCAAAAAAAGCAAAGAAAUUUUACAAAGUUUCGACUUGUAUAUAGACAAGCAUAACCAUUUUAUCAACGAGCCUAUGUAUUUAAAAAAUACCAGUGUAGGUGGAUUAUUUGGAAUUAUUUUUAUUUUUUUAGCAAUGAUCAUUAUAGGGACUGAGCUCGUUAGUUUUGCAUCAAAUAAUAUUUAUGAGAUAAAAAGUUUGAUCCCACUUGUGGUGCUUGAGCAAGAUAUUCCAAAAGUAAUUUUUAUUUUAGUUUGAGGCGGAUUUUAUAAUAUCAAUUACUUUAAUGAAUUAUGGAAGCUCAUGUGUUUCUACUGGCAAUGUAACGAUGACCCCCCCUCAAUCUUCAUGUCUAUUGCAACAAAAAUACAAUUUUUUAAUAUAAAAUUUUAUAUAAAAAAAAAUAAUAAUUUUCAUGUCUCUUGCAACAAAUUAUAUAUAUUAAAAUGGCGACACGUGUCAGCCUGCCCUCUUGGCGCAGCAUUCCAGACCUUAUGGCCACAGCGAACUGGGACGGACUCCGAGCUGAGAAUCAGAUGCAGGCUCAAGAAGUGUGUAUCCGGGCAGGUUUUGGCUGCUUUCCUGUGGUUGGAAAUAGAUGCGCUCAACAACGUCCCUUUUGAUCCGAGGACCCAUGGGCAUUCCCUACCGAGAAACUGGGGUUUUUGCCCAGGCCGCGGGAACAGUCUUUUUCGUGUAGCUGUCGAAGGAAGGUACUUUGACACCCGAUAGACUCUAAACCCCCCCUCCGUGAGUGAACAAAACCAUUAGAAAAAUCGCUAUUUUUUGCCCAAAAACCCACCCUCCGUGAGUGAACAAAAAUUUUUUUAAUAGAAAAAUUUUUUAUGGGAAAAAAAUUUUGAUAUAUAAGUGAUAAUUAGUAUAAUGAAAUCUAGAGCUAAUUCUGUUUAAUUUCAAACGAAUUGCUUUUUAAAACAUAAAUUUUAUAAAUUAAAUUAAUAUUUGCUUUCCAAUUUUUGCGAAUUAGGAUUUUUUUAAAUUUCGAAAAAAAAUAUUUUUUAUAAAAUUUAUAUAGAAAUUUUUUUAAAAAAAAAAAUUAACCCCCUCCGUGAGUGAACAAAAAUUUUUUUGUUCACUCACGGAGGGGGGGGAAUAAGGAGCUGAUCCUUGGAAUCAAGCUACUCCAAUUGCCUGUAGCAGGGACGCAGAAAUCCAUAAGCCGCCCACUCAAGACUGAAGCCGCAAGGCAAGGAGGAGACAGAAGGUACCGGAAGGGCACUCGUAAGAGGAAUAGACCAUCUGGGCUGGAAUCGAAAAGUGGUAGAACCUUCUGCACAGGAGGUCUUUGGUGACUGUAUCACCAAUAUGGCUAGCUCCUGUCUGUAAUAAUCCUAAUCCUCUUGCAGCAAAUUUUAGAUGCGCAUCUUAAAUUUUUCUGUACUUUUUAGCUAGAUAAGUUUAAUAAAAUGGCGAGCAAUGACUAUAGCCGUCCAAAUCUCGAUGAGAAGGUCAUUGACACGCCUACAGCAGCGCUGUUUUAUGGGGUUUUUGAGAAACUCACCUAGAGAAAAAUGCAUUAAUUCUUUUUUAUAAAAAUGUUGUGUUGCAGUAGGCAUGAAAUUUUUUUCGAAAAAUUUUUGUUGCAAUAGACAUGAAGAUUGAGGGGGGGUCAUCGUUAUGUUCAGCUUAUAUAUUUUCUAAUAUUGAUGGUAUUACUGGGAAUUGGGAAGAAUUGAGCUGUGAGCAAAAGGAUAAUGGUGACUGUAUGGUUUAUACCAAAUGCCAUAAAUGCACAAUUAACAAGCAAGGGCUAUUGAAAAUCAUUAUGGAGGACCCAAAUGGGUACACUUCUGGGUAUAGCGUAAACGUAACUUCUUCAUCGUCGAUUCCUAAUAAAUACAGUAGCUAUAACCAUACCAUUCUUUCUGACACAAAUUUUGUGUUUAGUGGAAGCGACCCUACUGUGAUAUAUUUUGAUAUUAUACCAUCAGUAAUUUAUAGCUAGUACUAUAAAGAUACCCAAGAAAGCGGAAACUAUACAGGCUAUCAUGUAUCUUUAGAUAAGGCGUCACAUAAAGGAUCACAAUUUGAGCCAUACGUGUAAGGUUUAUAUAGGCUAGGACUGACGUUUAUUAAUUACUUGACUAUAGAGUUUGAUGUAGAUAAUAAUGGCCUCGCUACUACGAGAUAUUACAACCAGACGUGGAUUAUUUUACUAACGACACUGUUAAGCUCAAUAUUUGGAGUAAAAGGAGCUAUUGGAGGACUCAUGAAAUUUAUUGAGAAAAAAAUAAUUUUACUUCACAAAAAGAAAAAACAUAUAGAUAUGCUAAAAGCUCUUGAAAAAAAUUCCAAGUUUAUAGAAAAACUCAGAGAGCACUCAGAUUUUAAAGUUACUAAAGACUUAGAUUCCCCAAACAUCAAACGAACCGAAGAGGGAGAAACAGAAAAAGAAAAAUUAAGCCGAAAGGAGGCGGCUUAG